Messenger RNA from Balaenoptera acutorostrata (minke whale), 331 nucleotides. RefSeq names its product 60S ribosomal protein L37-like. Gene Ontology annotation, cellular component: ribosome; cytosolic large ribosomal subunit. The transcript has a single exon. Gene Ontology annotation, molecular function: structural constituent of ribosome; RNA binding. Gene Ontology annotation, biological process: translation. The record is from RefSeq and is a predicted model, not a curated record. Bases 1 to 294 code for a protein of 97 amino acids. NCBI's taxonomy places the organism in Eukaryota, Metazoa, Chordata, Mammalia, Artiodactyla, Balaenopteridae.
AUGACGAAGGGACCAUCCUCGUUUGGAAAGCGUCGGAAUAAGAUGCACACAUUGUGCUGCCGCUGUGGCUCUAAGGCCUGCCACCUUCAGAGGUCGACCUGUGGUAAAUGCGGCUACCCUGCCAAGUGGGAGAGGAAGUAUAACUGGAGUACUAAAGCUGAAAGACGAAAUACCACCCGGACUGGUCCAAUGAGGCACCUAAAAAUUGUAUGCCGCAGAUUCAGGCAUGGAUUCCGUGAAGGAACAACACCUAAACCCAAGAGGGCAAUUGUUGCAGCAUUCAGUUCAUCUUAAGGAUUUCAAUUAUUAGUCACGCAAUAAAUGUUCUGGU